This is a messenger RNA of Asterias rubens (European starfish), 2234 nucleotides long. Its product is annotated as cytochrome P450 2U1-like. Gene Ontology annotation, cellular component: cytoplasm; intracellular membrane-bounded organelle. NCBI's taxonomy places the organism in Eukaryota, Metazoa, Echinodermata, Asteroidea, Forcipulatida, Asteriidae. The record is from RefSeq and is a predicted model, not a curated record. Gene Ontology annotation, biological process: xenobiotic metabolic process. Gene Ontology annotation, molecular function: heme binding; iron ion binding; oxidoreductase activity, acting on paired donors, with incorporation or reduction of molecular oxygen, reduced flavin or flavoprotein as one donor, and incorporation of one atom of oxygen. The coding region runs from base 86 to 1576 and encodes 496 amino acids. The transcript is spliced from 6 exons.
UCAUUAGGCUAUUUUUCCAUUUUUUCUUUCGAAGCAUUUAUUAAACGACUUGUUGUUGAUGACUGAGAAUUAAUAUUUAAGAAAGAUGGCGGGUCUCGCUGAUCUAUUUGAAUCAGUCGGUUUUAUACAGUCUUUCAUUAUCUUCCUGGUUGCUUUUCUCCUCGGAUUAUUCUAUCUUCGUCUGCCUAGACAUCUUCCACCAGGACCACCAGGCUGGCUGGGUAUCAACAAUGUACUAGCCCUUAGUAAAGAACCAGCAACUGCUGUAUUCACAAAAUGGGCCAAUCGACAUGGGUGUGUGUUUAGCGUUCGACUUGUCGGGAAGCUUUACGUGGUUCUAAAUGAUUUAAACAGCAUCAAGAAAGCCUUGCAUGGACAACCUGAUAUCUUCUCAGACAGAAACCCUACCAAACUUGCAAAACUUUUUGGUAUUAAAGGCAGUGUAUCAGACGAAAACGGCGAUAUUUGGAAGGAACAUCGCCGGUUCGGUGUUGGCGCUCUGAGAAGUUUCGGUAUGGGCAAACAAAGGAUGGAGUCUUCCAUCAACGUGGAAUUAAUGAACCUCCUCGAAGGCUUUGCAGAGCAAAGGGGAAAACCAUUCGAUCCAGCCCACCUCGUUGAAAAUGCUGUGUCGAAUAUCAUUUGUAAAAUAUGCCUUGGCCACCGGUUCAGCUAUAAAGAUCCCGAAUUUGCACAACUGCUAGAAAUGGUCAGAGUCCAGUUGAGCUAUGGUCCAACGUCAUUGCUCAAUGCUUUUCCUUUGUUAUUUCACACCCCAUUUUACUCCAAUCUGCGUGAGAACAACAGAAGCAUUAACGAAUUCUUCUCUAAAAAAAUCAAGGCACGUCGUGAGACUUAUGAUGAGAACAACAUCCGGGACAUGAUUGACCUACAUUUCGCAGAGGUCGAACGAAGGAAGCGAAGCGGGAAAAUCGACGAUGUUUUCGAUGACGAGUCUCUAAAAGGGAUGCUGUUUGAUCUCUUCGUCGCUGGCACAGAUACGACAUCAACUGCAUUGCUUUGGUUUCUUAUGUACAUGGCUCGACAUCCUGAUACACAACGGAAGGUUCAAGCAGAGAUUGAUGACGUCAUAGCAAGAAGUCGGCAGCCAUCGAUGUCUGACAGUCCUAACAUGCCGUACACCAAUGCCGUCAUGUUGGAGGUACAGCGCAUGCGUCCUGUAGCUCCCACGGCACUGCCUCACUAUACGAGGGAGCAGACCAAGCUGGGUGAUUACACCAUUCCAAAACACACAACCGUUGUGCUGAAUAUCUGGGCAGUACAUCAUGAUCCUGCUACGUGGACAGAGCCAGAGAAAUACAACCCAGCCCGGUUCCUCUCUGCUGAUGGCAAGAGUGUCGUUCAACAUGACACUCUCCUCAACUUCAGUACUGGUCGCCGUGUCUGCAUGGCAGAGAAAUUCGCCAAAACGAAUAUGUUCAUCUUCUUUGUCAACAUGCUUCAGCGGUUCACUUUCUCGUUCCCAGAGGGUAAAUCGAUCCCAUCACUAGAGGGAGAAGGCGGACUCGUGUUGACCCCCGGUCCCUUCGAACUCUGUGCCGACAUGCGACCCUGAGCUGAGGACGCACAGCUUUCACCUUAUUAACCGUUCUUUAGAAAGUCAGAUUGCAUUUUAAAGCUAACUUAGAUGGCUGAGUAUUAUUAAGACGAUUAAAUCAAAGAAGGGGAGGUGAGCCGAUUUCACGAAACGCUAGGAUCAAUCUUAUCUCGAGUUAGGACGAGCAACCCGUCCUAACUUAGGAUGAGUUCAAUGUGUCCGACGUAUUUGGACACGGAACUGAAACCGUCCUAAGUCCUAAGAUUAAUCCUAAGUUAGGAAGAGUUUGGUGAAAUCGACGGCAGGUCAUCUGCAUGACAACAGGUGGGCAUGCAAAACAACCAACUGGACUCCAAGAAACCGGACUAGAAAAAGAGGAAGACAAAAAAGAAGAUGGAGAGAUGAACCAUUAGUAUAUAUCGGGGCAUUGCUUGGCAAAAUACAGUGAAGAAUAGAGUAAAUUGGAGAAUUGGUUAAGAGGCUUUCCUCCCGCAAUGGAGUGAAAUAGGCACGACAGAGACAAAGACUUCUGAAUGGUUGACGUUUUGCACUUGUUUUCAACUGUUUUCGUGUGCUGGAUGUGAGCUAUUUGGAGGUCUGGUUAGCCACUGUUUAUCUGUUUACACUGUAUAUGUAUAAUUUGUGUUGUGGUUCAUAAUAAAGUACGUUAGAUUAA